GAGAGUUAUUUUCUUAUAUAUUCAUUUCUUUGUUCUUCAGGAGAAAUAGAAGGAAGAAAUGAGCAACAAUUCAAGGUUUAUAAAGUGUGUGACGAUUGGAGAUGGAGCUGUUGGCAAAACUUGCCUCCUUAUAUCCUACACUAGUAACACUUUUCCUAAUGAUUAUGUUCCAACUGUGUUCGAUAAUUUUAGUGCAAAUGUGGUUGUCGAUGGGUUAACCGUUAAUCUUGGCCUCUGGGACACUGCUGGUCAAGAAGACUACAACAGGCUCAGGCCUCUUAGCUACAGAGGAGCUGAUGUCUUCCUCCUAGCAUUCUCCCUCAUCAGCAGGGCUAGUUUCGAGAAUGUCAGCAAGAAAUGGAUGCCGGAGCUUAGACAUUAUGCCGAGUCAGUCCCCGUUGUGCUUGUGGGCACCAAACUAGAUUUGAGAGAUGACCCACAAUUUCUGACGGACCACCCUGGUGCAUCUACUAUCUCAACAGCGCAGGGUGAGGAACUAAAGAAGCAAAUAGGAGCAUCGGUAUACGUUGAGUGUAGUUCUAAGACUCAGCAGAAUGUGAAGGCUGUUUUCGAUUCUGCGAUCAAAAUCGUACUUCAACCUCCAAGACCCAUAAAACAGAAGAAAAAGAAAAAGUUGUGCCCGAUCCUUUAGUUUCUGCAUCCAGUCAGAAAAUAUACUAAUGGAGCUGCUGCCUAUUUAAUUAUUAGUGACAGCUUAAUUUGCAGUUUACAUUUGUGAUAAAAAUAGUUUCAAUGUCUAAAUACCAAUUUCGUAAAAUUUAUAUGCUUUUAACAUAAGAUUGAGAUUAUGCGGAACUGUUUUCUCUACUUUA
Messenger RNA from Asparagus officinalis (garden asparagus), 833 nucleotides. RefSeq names its product rac-like GTP-binding protein RAC2. The transcript is spliced from 7 exons. Gene Ontology annotation, molecular function: GTP binding; GTPase activity; protein kinase binding. Gene Ontology annotation, cellular component: cell cortex; cytoplasmic vesicle; cytoskeleton. Gene Ontology annotation, biological process: regulation of actin cytoskeleton organization; small GTPase-mediated signal transduction; establishment or maintenance of cell polarity. The record is from RefSeq and is a predicted model, not a curated record. Bases 59 to 652 code for a protein of 197 amino acids. NCBI's taxonomy places the organism in Eukaryota, Viridiplantae, Streptophyta, Magnoliopsida, Asparagales, Asparagaceae.